UAUGUAAUUACGCGCGUAACGCUGUUUCCAAUCGAGGCCUGCGGAUUGUUAAGCGUUAUCGUUCGCGUGUGGAUGUUCGUACGCACUUUAAAUUCCACGGCGUCCCGGAGUACGCGGCGAGAAACGUGAAUUAUCCUAUCUCGUGGCCGGAGCAUUGCCACCGAGUGUUUCGCGCUUGUACUCGUUCGCCUGCUCUUUCGUUGGCUAAUUCAUUCGCACGCGCUAAUUGCCCGGCUUUCUUCUCGACCUUUCGUCGUUUGUUGCACGACUCCGGCGGACCGAAACGACGAUCGAAAAAUUGAAAAUCUCGCACGCUCCAGGCCUCACAAAUACUUCAAAUAAAAAUGAAAAAAACAACUAACACUAGAUCUACCAUGGGAGUCCACAUGACUUGUUUCUAACAAUAAUGUAUUUUUUGAAAUUUUUUAUGACUCUUAUUCACGUGCACAAAUGAUCACUUUUAUAAGUUCUUUUUCUUCCGAUUUCUCUACGCGUAACGACGAAAACAGACGCAAAAAAAAAAUUAAAAUGAUGUUUGUAGAGAAGGUCAACGACGAGAUGUGUCCGUACCACGAGCCCGAAAUAGCUUCGCGGAAAAUCGUUGGAAAAUUGUGUACCGCGACGAACGACCACGGUUCGCGGAAAAAUCGAAAGUAAUCGCUGGGAGAGCGAGACGGUCGUACCUGGACAGUUUUCGGAUCGCGAGUUUCUUAAGCGAGGAACAACAAAUUGCCCGAUGGUUCUUCGUGGUUUGCUGGCACCGGCGGCGGCGCGAUGGGCACGAAAUAAAACGUCGAAAAGGGGUCAAGAGAGUCAGGUAGCUGGUCAAUUAGGAUUAUCACGUUAUGGACCGCAGGUGAUGAGCGUGUUGUGUUUAUGCACCUCAGUACACCAGACCGCUCAAAACAACAACCAGGCUAGCAAAAUACUACAGAGCUCGUCGCCAGUUUCAUCCGAGGAAGAGAGUAUAAACUCGUCGCAGGAAAUACCCACCGACGAGCUGGCUCUAUUAGCUAAGCUGGAGGAAGCCAAUAGGCUUAUCGAAUCGGAUGCAAAGUCGUUGAACUCGCUCCAAAGCAAUCACAGUAGGAAAGGCUCCGACACAUCUCAGGUGUCGGUGGCGUCGGGGGGCAGCGGAGGGAACGGCGAUGCUGCGCCCCGACGCCACAACGCAGCUGAUGGUGAAGAAAAUACGUGGACCCUCUGGGGCCAUAUCGUCGCUGAUUGGGAUUAUCAUUGGAAGAAGAGGAAAGAGUUCGUCAAAGAAUUAGUACGUCAAGGAAUACCUCAUCAUUUUAGAGGUAUUGUUUGGCAACUACUAUGUGGUGCUCACGACUCUCCUGUUAAAAAGCAAUUUGCCGAGUAUAUAAAAGCCACGUCCGCAUGCGAAAGGAUAAUCAGAAGGGAUAUAGCCAGAACGUAUCCUGAGCAUGAUUUCUUUAAGGAAAAAGACGGUCUUGGUCAGGAGAGUUUGUUUAACGUUAUGAAAGCGUAUAGUCUUCACGAUCGUGAAGUGGGAUACUGUCAAGGUUCGGGAUUUAUUGUAGGAUUGCUCCUUAUGCAGCAAAUGCCAGAAGAGGAAGCUUUCGCUGUACUGGUAGCGCUUAUGCAAGAGUAUCGUUUGCGAGACAUGUUCAAGCCGAGUAUGGCUGAAUUAGGGGUGUGCAUGUAUCAGCUAGAACAUUUAGUUGCUGACACGCAUCCCGAGUUACACGCUCAUUUUACGGCUCAAGGUUUUCACACCUCAAUGUACGCAUCGUCUUGGUUUCUUACGCUUUUCACCACAGCGCUGAGCCUCCCGCUGGCCUGCCGCAUUUUUGACGUGUUUCUGUCCGAAGGCAUGGAAAUUAUUUUCAAAGUUGCGCUGGCCAUGUUACACUUAGGCAAGGAAGAUUUAUUGAGCUUGGACAUGGAGGGCAUGUUGAAGUUUUUCCAGAAACAGCUACCCGGAAAGGCCGAGAAAGACCCCGAUGGCCUCAUGAGCCUUGCUUAUGGUAUGAAAAUUAAUCCAAGGAGAAUGAAGAAAUUAGAGAAAGAUUACACCGUGUUGAAAAUGAAAGAGCAAGAGGAAAUGGUAGAGCUUCGUAGACUUAGGGCGGAAAAUAGGUUACUUAGACAAAGAACUGAACUUCUCGAAGCCGAGUCCGCGGAACUGGCGGAUAGAUUAGUUAGGGGUCAAGUUUCUCGCGCGGAGGAGGAGGAAACCGCUUUCGUUGUACAAAGGGAACUGGCGGCGCUUCGACAUACGCAUCUCGAGACUAGCCAUCAGUUGGAACAGGCUCAUGAGGAAUUAAGAUCCCUGUCGGUCUUGUUGGAGGAGAACGUGACCUCGAAACAAUCGUCUCUGGAUGAGAUUCUGUUGAAGCAAGAAGCGUUGUCGCAGAAGGAAGAGAUGAUACAGUGUUUGCAAGAGGAAUUGGUUAGGGUUCGAUUGCACGAAGCGGAAAACGAUGCAACGAUAAGGGAACUUAGAGCAAGAAUACAAGAAUUAGAGGAAGAUAAGAAAACGUUACGCGAAACCACGCCAGAUAAUUCCGUCGCUCACUUGCAAGAAGAGUUAAUCGCCGUUAAACUCCGAGAGGCGGAAGCCAACCUUUCCUUAAAGGAUCUGCGGCAAAGAGUGGUGGAAUUGAGUUCUGCCUGGCAAAGGCAUUUACAAGAGCAUCGUUCUGCUCAGACAGCGCCUGCUAGUGAUUCCACACCGAAGAAGCUUCUAUUUUGGGAAAACAGGGGCCACGAAGUGCAAAAAUUCGAGGAGGAUUUAAUGACUACUAGGAUUCGAGAGAUGGAAGCUCUGACCGAAGUAAAGGAGCUUAGACUUAAAGUUAUGGAGCUUGAGACUCAAGUGCAGGUCGCCACGAAUCAGCUCCGUCGACAGGACGAAGGUGGGAAACAGGUUAAAGAAGAAUUGGAAGCUGCCUUAGACAGAGAGAAGGAGCUUACUGCCAAAUUGCGGGAGCAACAACACAAGUAUUCUGACCUGGAGUCGAAGAUGAAAGACGAAGCUAUGAUGGCCAGGAUACGUGACGCUGAACACGCGCAGCAAGUUGCAGAACUCACGCAAAAGAUAUCCCUUCUCAAGUUAAAAAAUGAGGAGAUGCACGCGGAGGGUGAACUUAGGAAUAAUUUAGACGACAGUGAGAGAGUAAGAGAAUUACAGGAUAAAGUUGCUGAACUGAAAGCUGAGGUCAUGAGGCUAGAAAGUUGGAAGCAACGUUGGACGGGCCAUGGUGGCCAAAACGUAAGAACAUUCAGUGUUGACACUGAAAGCGAACUAGACGAGCGGGAUCUCAGAAUUUGUUUACAGGAUCAUAUCAACGCAACCACGCCAAACUCACCAGAGAUUAUUGAAACCGAAACCGAACGAGAUAAUCGGGAGUACUUGUAAAAGUUAAUACCCGGAUAGCUCGUUCCUUAUAGCGACUUCCUAGGACGUGAUAAUUACUUCCAACGUAAGUAGUUGCGCAGUUCAAACAUCACUGCUUUGUUCUCGACUUUUAUUUUUGUUUCUUCUUAAUUUUUUGUUUCCAGCUUACUCGAACCCUUAACGAUCCACCUCUUGAUUCUACUGUUGCGUACGUGGCGAUUGUAUUCGAGCAUACAAUGCGUUAAGAAUUACACUACCCGAAAUGUAUUUGCUUUUACGAUAAGAUGAACAGCUGGCCGAUAAGGAAUGUUUUUUUUUUCUUUUUAUCGUCCGGGGGCGAUAAGCGCUAAUUUUCGAACGCGUCGCGUUCGUUUUUUUUUUAUUACCUUUGUUCGAGCGUAAUCGGAGCACCGUUUAUUUCGCAAAGAGAUACCCGGAGGUUCGUCUUUCGAUGACGAACGCGAUACGUGUUCUCGAUAAAUAGUGCAAAUAGGUAAAUUUUAUCUAUGACGAAUUUUGUUAACUAAUUUUUUUUAUACGUACAUUGCUUUCAAGCGAUCUUUAUUUUUUAAUUUAUAAAAGUGAGUAUUUGCGAAGAAGAGUCAUUUAUCGUUGUCGUACGAAAAAAGUAAUAAUUUGCCCUGUAAUGUUUAUAAAAAUAUUCAAGAAAGCAAUAUCUAAUUAUGUACGAAAUUUGUAAAUGUGUAUUUAAUAUCGACUAUAAUCACGAGUCGCGUGUGUUUUAGGUUUAAAUUGUUUUAUGUGUAACGCGUGUUUUUUUUUCUUCUUUUUGCUUACAGAUAACAAUUAUGUUCGAUACUCUUUUUACUAAUUGGUAAGAAUUAAUCAACCGGUACAAUUUAUAACAUCCGUUGAGAUACGUUUCUGUCGUUGAAUCGCGGUUACAGUUGUUUAUUUAUAUUUUUAUUUCUUAUUUCUUAAGACACAUAGCAAGAUUGUUUAUGGCGACUUGUGUCUUGCGUGGAAUAUUCUCACGUGACGUUGGAACGUUAAGGGUUGCACGCGUUUACAGUGUUCUCGCUUUGGCCUAAAUUGUAUCUGUACACUUUUAUUUCGUCACGUACAAUUGGCAUACACGCGCGAAUAUAAACGGCCGCUACCGAGAAGAACGCAUUUUCGCACCAAUCACGCGAAAGUUUUUACGGAGGAGUGAACUUUUCCGCUUUCGUGCACGUACGAUCAAGGGGGAAAAGCAUGUAACCUUUUGCAAAGUAGUAGAACCCUUUUCAUUGGGAUAAAACGAGAAAAAUUGUUUCGUUAGAGGGAAGUCCCCGAAAAAAAAGAUUAAAUCAUCGCUUUCUCGUUCGACUGUUCUGGAAAGACAUUUUCCUACAAACCACACCAAACGUUAGGUAUUCUUAUGGAAACCCUAUGUAUUAAAUUUACAGUAGUUUUCUGUUCGAAAGAAAUCAAAAUCAAAAUAUUAAUAAAACACUUUAUACAGAAUUUCAUAACGGUCCUCGUGGAAGAUUACUAUUCCCGAUCUGUCGACGAGAAAGUCGAAACACACGUAUAGCUUUUACACAUUCUAUGGGGGAAAAAAGUUUUUAUAUGUCGUUGCGCAGUAACCUACCCAAUUUUGUGAACAUAGAAAUUACGCUAAGGCAACGCUUACUGGCACAAGCUAAAUAAUUACAACUAAGAGAGGCUUAGUUUCUAACCAUUUUCAGAUAUUUCGGCAGCGAUUGAACAUGUUUUGUCCGUCUAUGCAUAAGAAGAAUAAUAAAAUAAUUUCGAUACUGUCUGAUAUUAUACCUGCCUGGAUUAUAAGUGCAAUUUGUAACGACUAAAGAAAUUAUCUGCGAAAAAUAUCGAGAAAUCGCUUCUUGUCGUUUCUGCGACUGUAGACGCACGAUUAUCACAAAAUUAGGUAUGUUUUCUCAAGGCGAAUCGAUGGAGAAUUUAACACGGUCUAUCGUACUUGGUUUGCAGUAUGUAUUUCGUUUAACAAUUAACGAAAGAGUGAUCGAUGCGCAAGGCAGAAGAGAAAUAACAAUUUGUUGCGUUUGACUCAAAGAACCAUCGAAGUGCAAUCUUACGUAUAGAAAACGCAUGCUCCCCUGCUAAAAAUUGUAAUAUACGGGUAUACGCCAGUAUUUCUGAUUUAAACAAGAAAUGAUAUUGAUCAACAAAUACAUUUAGAACACCUUGACCUAUUGCAAAUAAGACUUUUCCUUAAUAUGCGCUGAAUUUCAUUGUUCUUUGCGGACAAUGAUCGAAACAAACGCGAAGAAACUGAAACUUAUUAAUAUGGAUCAGUCGAUCUCUUGUAACUUCGAAUGUUUUAAUUACGAGAAAAAAGUUUAGUACGGGGAACCAUAUAGUUUUAAAGUGAUAUUUUAUCUUUCUUUUUUUUUCUUAGAAUUAUCAGACUCAUUUGCAUUUAACGAAACCAUUCCAGAAGUGCAUUCUCGCUAUUAUUGUUUAUCAGAGUGGCAAAUAACUUCCUAAGCUAUUUUUAAUCGUAAGAAUAUUUAAAAGACUUAAUAAGAUAUUUGUAUCUAAUUAAUUAUAAUCAUCUCCAUGUUCAAUCACACUUGGACAAAUUUAUACUAAUUGAUAUACUUCAUUACUAAUUGUUACAGUUUUACUUUGUAAGAAUUAGAUUUUUUUGCAUUUUAUUCCGUUAAAAAUAAUCCUUGGAAUAAUUUUUCUAGAUUUUGCUUUACAGGCUUUUAUAACAAUUGGUUUCUGGUAAUUGAAAAGAAAAAUAAUCGCUUGAUUCCGUUAGCGCUUCGUAUUGAUUAUACCACGGUUCAUGGCAUAACUUUUUAUUUGAAACAAUUUUUAACUCCGGUAAUUUGUGUAGGUAUUAACAUCGACGGUCUGAAAACUAUUGAAGUUCAAAGUUGCCCGGGAAUUUGUUGGCCACCCCUGUCACGAAAUAUGUAGUAGCACUUGAUAUCGAUAUUGUUUGUUUCGUCGCUGGCAAUUGUCGUUUUUCGGUCGAAAGGAGUAGUUUAAUCGUUUAGACGUACAAAACUUUUUUCUUAACACGAAAGUAUGCAAGCCCCACGAGUAUAUUGUAUUGUAUUGCAUUGUUUGCCCCCUUUCUACGCAUUUCUAUUUUAAGAAACUACCGCCAAACUCUUAAGGCAGAUUCGUUUAAAGACUUUUCAAAGCAACGAUGGUAUAUCUGAAUAUUUCAGUAUCUUGUUAUUCGAAUCAUUUCGAAGUAACUAUACAUAUUGUAUGUACGCGUUCGGCGCAUUUAUUAUAUUCCAAGUGUAAGAACUCGUAGACAGAUUAUUUGUUAGCGAUUUCUGAUUGUUGUAUACAAGAUUUUUUCGACGGAUAACGCGCACACUAUGGACAACGAUAUAAAUUUGUCAUGAACAUUGUGGGGAAUAUUAUAACAUCAGGAGUAAAUAAAUUUUUAUUCACUUUUAAGGCAUUUAUCUUCUUCCCGUGUGUGAGAGAGCAAAAUCGAAAUAUUUCGUACGAUUUGAUGUACGUGCAGCGUACGUAUUUCAUUCAUUUUUUUAAUUCGUUUUUUCGAAAUAACAUGCAUCGUAAACAAAUGAGACACCAAGAUGUUCAUACGCAGUGAAAAGAUAGUGCUCUCGAAUGACGAUUUCUUAAGCAAAUAUUAUGUCCCUUCGGUAUCUCCGCAGAAUGUAAAUAUUCUAUUCUUAUCGUAAUCUCCGCAGAAUUAUUGACAUUUCUGAAGAGGACAUUACAAUGUACUUCGUCACUUUCAUUUGAAGAAGAUAGCUUUGAGAAUGUGACUCAUAAUAUUUAUAACGAACCAUAAAUAUGUAAGACGUAGAAAUGGAAUAUAAAUAAUACACGGUA
Molecule: messenger RNA, 7183 nt
Organism: Colletes gigas
Lineage: Eukaryota; Metazoa; Arthropoda; Insecta; Hymenoptera; Colletidae
Gene: Evi5
Product: ecotropic viral integration site 5 ortholog
Exons: 10
Coding region: 737-3388 (883 amino acids)
Source: RefSeq, a predicted model, not a curated record